UUCUCUCCUCUUUCCAGAAUUUGUUCCUGUCGAAGAGCGGCUCCUGGAUUUCCAGACCCUGUGCCGUGUUAGGAGUCUAAAGAAAUUCUCUACCUCUACGGAGAAACGCUGCCCGCUCCCUCAUUGAGCGCAAGCUCCCCAUUGCUAUGGAUACCGAAUCCACAUACUCUGGAUAUUCUUACUAUUCGAGUCAUUCGAAAAAAUCUCACAGACAAGGGGAGAGAAAUCGAGAGAGACACAAGUCACCCCGGAAUAAAGAUGGCAGAGGGUCAGAAAAAUCUGUCACCAUUCAGGCUCCCACCGGAGAGCCCCUGUUGGCAAAUGAUUCUACUCGAACGGAAGAAGUUCAGGAUGACAACUGGGGAGAGACCACCACGGCCAUCACAGGCACCUCAGAGCACAGCAUAUCACAGGAGGACAUUGCCAGGAUCAGCAAAGACAUGGAGGACAGCAUGGGGCUGGAUUGCAAGCGCUACCUGGGCCUCACUGUGGCCUCGGUCCUUGGACUGCUAGUGUUUCUCACCCCCAUUGCCUUCAUCCUGUUACCCCCCAUCCUGUGGAGAGAUGAGCUGGAGCCCUGUGGCACAAUUUGCGAGGGACUCUUCAUUUCCGUGGCGUUCAAACUCCUCAUCCUGCUCAUCGGGACCUGGGCACUCUUCUUCCGCAAGCAGAGAGCCGACGUGCCGCGGGUGCUUGUGUUCCGUGCCCUUCUGGUGGUCCUCAUCUUCUUUUUCGUGGUUUCCUAUUGGCUGUUUUACGGGGUCCGCAUUUUGGACUCUCGGGACCGAAAUUACCAGGGCAUUGUGCAGUACGCAGUGUCCCUUGUGGACGCCCUCCUCUUCAUCCAUUACCUGGCCAUCGUCCUGCUGGAGCUCAGGCAGCUGCAGCCCAUGUUCACGCUGCAGGUGGUCCGCUCCACCGACGGCGAGUCCCGGUUCUACAGCCUGGGACACCUGAGUAUCCAGCGAGCAGCCCUGGUGGUUCUGGAAAAUUACUAUAAAGAUUUCACCAUCUAUAACCCCAAUCUCCUAACAGCCUCCAAAUUCCGAGCAGCCAAGCACAUGGCCGGGCUGAAAGUCUACAAUGUGGAUGGCCCCAGUAACAAUGCCACUGGUCAGUCCCGGGCCAUGAUCGCUGCCGCCGCUCGGCGCAGAGACUCCAGCCACAACGAGUUGUAUUAUGAAGAGGCAGAGCACGAGCGGCGGGUGAAGAAGCGGAGAGCAAGGCUGGUGGUGGCUGUGGAGGAGGCCUUCAUCCACAUCCAGCGCCUCCAGGCCGAAGAGCAGCAGAAGGCCCCAGGGGAGGUGAUGGACCCCCGGGAGGCCGCCCAGGCCAUCUUCCCCUCCAUGGCCCGGGCGCUGCAGAAGUACCUGCGCACCACUCGGCAGCAGCACUACCACAGCAUGGAGAGCAUCCUGCAGCACCUGGCCUUCUGCAUCACCAACAGCAUGACCCCCAAGGCCUUUCUGGAACGUUACCUCAGCGCGGGCCCCACACUGCAGUAUGACAAGGAGCGCUGGCUCUCUACGCAGUGGAGGCUGGUCAGCGAGGAGGCUGUCACUAAUGGAUUACGGGAUGGAAUUGUCUUCGUCCUCAAGUGCUUGGACUUCAGCCUCGUGGUCAAUGUGAAGAAAAUCCCAUUCAUCGUCCUCUCAGAGGAGUUCAUAGACCCCAAAUCUCACAAAUUUGUCCUUCGCUUACAGUCCGAGACCUCCGUUUAAAAGUUUUAUAUUUGUGGCUUUAUUACAAAAGAAAAAAAAGAGUAUAUAUAUAGAGAGAGAUAUAUGUAUACCAGAGGGGCGUCUUUUUCUAUUCUUCUUCUUCAUCGCUGACUGAAACCAGCAGAUGAUAGACCAGUACCCUUCGACCAUCCGCACUUUAUUUGGAAGAGGCAGGGGGCGUCCGCCCUGGAGAACAGAGACUGAUGACAUUGACCUUUGUGGAUGGGACUCCUCACGAAGCUGCUUCUGUGACAGCUGUUAACCAAAGCAGAGCGGGUGGCUCGCCUCGCCUACGGCCAGGGCAGCUAGUCCCCCUUCUCAUCCAGGACCACGCCCUUCUGUCGCUUCUGGUCCACCCCCUGGGAGAGCUCUGGGGGUACCUCUUCACUCCGUUCGGGGAGACCAGACAUGACACGUCCGCCCGUGUGUUUGUGUGUGUCAACCUCCCACGGUCCGUUCCAGAAAUGCCUGCCUUCAUCUUUGUUCUUUGUUGCCUUAAGUUCCGCAGAGGGAGGUCACAACAGAAAAUGUGCACUGUCCGUUGACAUCUCUAAAUGAUCUUAGGUUGUUACCCCCCCUCCCCACCAAAGGGAAAACCUGCCUGCCCUUCCCUGGAGUGGAGCAGGUAGAUCUUUCCUGACCCCACGAUUGCCCACCCAUCUCACUCCUUCACCCGCCCCUGCACACACCACACACCGGCCAGGUGGGCAGAGCCUUCAGAGCCGCCGGGGACCUGGGUCUUCACUUGUGCUCGCAGGCUCCGGGCGCCGCCUCCAGUGGGCCCCAGGGAUUGUUUGCACAGGGAGGCAUAGAACGCCUACCGGCUAGAACACAGGGCGAGCAAGGCGGCUAGGCUGGCCCUGUUAGGCUGUGGCAGAGCCCUUCCCCUCCCGGUCCUCCUCCCCAUGGCUCGCAGGGACCACAGGGGUGACGGAUACUGGGACUCAGGGACUGGCAGGUGCAGCUCAAGCCUCUCAUUUCCCCAGGGAGAUAUCACCAAAGCUUCAGAGCAAGUUGCCCUGCCAAGGGAGACCAAGCAGUGCCCAGCGCAGUAGCAGCCACUCUUGUCCAGUCCCUGCUUCCUGACCACCAUCACUGUGCACCUAGUGACCUCUGCCACUUACUACCAGGGAAGGAGCUGCUUUGGCCCUGGUGCUGGGAUUCCUUGUAGUCCCUGGGAAAGUGGGGAGAGGGAUUGGGCAAGCGGCUAAGCUGAGGGAGAGGAAAGGGAGGGGAGCCAGUCUUAGGAUCCCGAGUGAUUCCUCUGUGACAGGUUUCUGAAGUGCAGCUGGUUUCACUGGGACCCCAGGCCAGGAGAAGCAGCUGUG
Suricata suricatta (meerkat) is the source of this 3049-nucleotide messenger RNA. It is a transcript of the gene VANGL1, whose product is annotated as VANGL planar cell polarity protein 1. Gene Ontology annotation, biological process: multicellular organism development. NCBI's taxonomy places the organism in Eukaryota, Metazoa, Chordata, Mammalia, Carnivora, Herpestidae. Gene Ontology annotation, cellular component: plasma membrane. The record is from RefSeq and is a predicted model, not a curated record. The transcript has 7 exons. The coding region runs from base 147 to 1721 and encodes 524 amino acids.